UGUGUUUUGUUAUUACGUCCAAUUAUUAUUUCUGUCGACAGUUAUUAAGUAUUAUAAUUUUUACGUGCACACACCGAGAAUAGUGAUCCAACGGGUUGGUCGUAUACUGUUGCCGUCAUUAUUCUAGUAAUAUUCGAACCAAUUGGUAUAACAUUGUUUUAAGUGUAUUGCAGCAGUUACACAAAAGCGUUCAGGAUGGCUACUUUGCCUUCCCCAAAUGAAGUAGCUGGAAGUCACUUCCCAAUUUAUGAAGCACUUUAUAAUAUGGUGGAUCCUACAAAAAAAGGAAAUAUUGGAGCGAUGGAUGCGGCAAAUUUCCUUAAAAAGUCUGGUCUAUCACAAGUUAUACUUAGUCAAAUUUGGGAUUUAUCAGAUCCAACUGCCAAAGGUUUCUUAACCAAACAAGGAUUUUUUGUGGCCCUUAAAUUGAUAGCAUUAGCACAAGCUGGACGAGAAAUAUCAAUGUUAAACAUCACUCAACAAACCACACCACCUAACAUGGGCGAAGCAUCAAAACAUAUAGCAAGCAAAGUUCUAACGGCAGGAUUAGUUACUGCUGUUACUAAUAUGAAUGACUGGUCAAUGAAGCCUUCAGAGAGAAUGAACUAUGAUAAAAUGUUUGAAUCAUUGAGGCCAGUCAACGGAACAGUUGCUGGAGAUAAAGUUAAAGGUCUCCUAAUUGACUCUAAACUAUCAGUAGAUACUUUGGGUAAAAUUUGGGAUUUGGCUGAUAUGGAUAAAGAUGGAAAGUUAGAUCAACAUGAAUUUGCUGUUGCAAUGCAUUUAGUUUAUAAAGCAUUAGAAAAAUAUGCUAUUCCUAGUGUUUUACCUACAGAGUUAUUACCCCCAGCAAAGAGAAAAGGUACUACCAUGGCUAAUUCACCUGUACCUGUUUUACCAGUGCUUUCUUCUGGUGUUACUUCAAAUCUAGUCAAACAACCACCCAAAAGGCCAAUUACUCCAUCUAUUGGUUUAGUGCCAUUACCAGCUACAUGGGUAGUUACUGUAGAAGAAAAAUCUCGUUAUGAUUCUAUGUUUUUGGAGUCUGAUGUUGAUAUGGAUGGUUUUGUCUCUGGACCAGAAAUUAAAGAUAGGUUUCUUAAAACUGGUAUUCAUCAAUCUAUAUUAGCACAUAUAUGGAGUCUCUGUGAUAUUAAUCAACAUGGCAAGUUGGAUAUGGAGCAGUUUAGUCUUGCAAUGUGGUUAGUUGAACGUAAACUCAAAGGGGUUGAUCCACCAAAUACACUUUCCCCUGAAAUGGUACCUCCAAGCAAUAGAACUGUAACUCCGUCAAAUGCUGUUCAAAUUCAAGAAAAGCCUCCAAUGUAUACAAAUCCUGAGUUGGAUAUGAUUCAAAAAGAUAUUGAUGAACUAGUCAAAGAAAGACUUAUUCUAGAAACAGAAAUUGCUCAAAAAGAAGCUGAUUUGAAAAUACGUUCUGGUGAAGUCAAAAGUUUACAAGGAGAACUAGACACCUUAUCUGCUACUCUAAAACAGUUAGAAAAUCAAAAAGGCGAAGCUCAAAAAAGACUGAAUGAUCUCAGAAAUCAGACUCUGUUGGUAGAAAAUGAAAUAAUCAACAUCAAUCAGAAAAUUAAGGCUGAACAAGUACAGGUAGAUAAUCUUCGCAGACAAGCUGAUGAACAAGAACUUACAUUAAAAGUGCAAGAAGCCGAUCUUUCUUCUAAAAAGCAAGAGCUCGAAGAACUAAAAACUUUGGAACAUAAACUUGAAAAAGAUCAAGCUGAAAUGGGCAAAAGAUUAGAUGAGCUAAAUAACAUGCUACAAAAUUCACAAUUACAAAUAAGUCAGUUUAAGAAUAAAGUAAAUCAACUGGAGGAAAACAAGCGCCAGAUGGAAGAUACAAUUGAGUCAACAGAAAAAGCAUUAGCCGAAGGAAAUGUUUAUGCUAUCCCAGAUUCUUUAUUAACAUUUAAUUUAGAAUUCCGUGAUCUUGAAUGUAGUAGACUUUUAGGCAAAAUUGUUGAUGAUAAAAAUUCUUUUGAAAAUGUAAAUGGUUUUACUCCAACAAGUGGAGCCAGUGGAUCACGUGAUGAAAACUCAUUUAAGACGGAUUUCUUUGCAAAUAAUGAUGCGUUUUCCACAAACAAUAAAACGGAAACUUUUUCAAAUGAUCCAUUCACUUCAUUUGAUGACUCCAGAACUAGAAGUCAAAGUACAGAUCCAUUUGGUGGUGAGACAAAUGUAUCUAAAUUGUCUGAUAGACACGAAGACAAAGAUGAGUUUGGUUGUGAUCCUUUUGCCAUAUUACAUGCCCCAACAAGACCAAGUUCAGCACCUCCUCCACAACGACCUGAAAGCCCCACCCCAGCCCUUCCACCUAAGAAAGGAAAACAACCACCACCAAGACCUGCUCCACCAAGGCCUGCACCAUAUCAUGCUCCAACAUCUCAUAACAAUUCUUCAACGAGUUCAGAGUUUGCUGAUUUUGCAAAUUUUAGCAACAAGUUUUCACAGAAUAACAGGACAGAGCCUAAAGCAGUUUCUCAAUCACACAGUUUUGAAUUUACCGAAGACCCAUUCAAAGACUAUAGAUAUGAAGAUCCAUUUAAAAUAGAUCCUUUCUCAGAUACAGGAUUUGAAACAGAUCCUUUUGGUGAUGGUGCAUUUUCUUCAGACGAAUCCCAAAAAGUUAAUUUUAGUGAUGAACAACUUGCAUGGGAAGCCCAAAAAAAAUUUAGAAUGGAAGAAGAGAAAGCUCGUUUAGAGCAAGAAAAAGCAGAUUUCGAAUUGGCCCUUAGGCUAAGUAAAGCCACUUCUUCCGAUAAUAGGUCAAAAAUUUUACUAUAACAAUAGAAGUGUGUAUAAUGCAACUACCAAAAAUUAAAUUUUGUAUUAAAAUAAUAUAUUAAUUUAUUAGUUAUUUGAAAUUGUAAUAGGUACUUUAUGCAUAAUAUGUACCAAUUUUAUUUUUAUUUAUUAUUUAACAUUGAAAACCUAACAUCAUUCUACUCAGUAAAUUGUAGUAUUAUAUUUUGUUACAUAUAUUUUUAUCAAAUUGUAAUUAUUUUACCCUCAUAAAAGCCAUGUACUUUUUCAUGGUGAUGUACAAAUGAUCAUUGAAUAGAUAAAUUUACAGUUCUGUACUACUUUCCAAUGUAGAAAGAAGCAUAUUGUUACAUUUAAUUUCAUAUGGGGUUUUCCUAUUUUUUCAAAUGAAAUUGAAAUUAAUAACCUGAAGUUAACUAAUGUCUAAAGUUAAAAUUUAAAUAAUUAUAAUAAUAUUUAUAUACUAGCACAAUAUGGAAGUUAAGUUGUUAACAUUUAGUCCAAUUAGAUUGACAAUGAGUCCACAUAUAAAGUACUUAAUGUUGAGCACACUGCAUAAUUACAUAAUCUAGAGUAUAUCUUAUAUUUAUAAAAUUAUUGAAUUAUAUUGUUACCACUAACAAAUAUUAAUUUAUUUGUGGUUCUAGAUGGAAUGACAUUAAAUUAAAUUAAAUUUAAAAUCUUUUAAAAUACUAAGUAAAAAGCUAUAAAUGAUUUACAAUUAUAAAUCAUAAUAAAUAUUUACAGAAUUGUAGUUUAAAAACCACUGCCCAAAUCCUUAUUAACACAUAUUAUGAUGUUACUAUAAUAAGUAUCAGUUUAAUAUUAUGAUUAUUACUGUUUACUAUUAACUUAUUAAUUAUCAUUAUCCUAUUAUUUAUUUGUAUCUAUAAUAAUAUUACCUAUGUGGAAAUUGUAGCCCAUAUUGUUACCAUGUUAAUUGAUAUUUAUCUCUCUUAAUUUGUUAUGUAUACUGUAAUAAUAUUAUUACAUCAUAAAAUUCUUAACAUUUUUCUUGAAAUCUAUAAUCGUAAUAAAUAAUGUAUUUGUCACAAAAAAAACGAGUUUUAAUCACAAGUAUAUUUACUUGCAUAUUUUAAAUGAAUGGCCAUCAAUUUUAUGUUUUGUUAUAUUUUAUACACUGUUGUUAUUUUUAAUUGUUGUUAUGGAACAUUUUUAGGGGCAAACUAUGUAAAAGAAUAAUUUGUUAAUUCUAAAUACGAGCUUUGAAUGUAUUUGUACAUUUUUUUUUAUAUAUAUAGUAGGGAAUAGUAAUAACAAAUUAUAUAUAUCAAACGUCUUCUAUAUUCUCCCAAUAAUUCUUAUUUAAAACAUAAGUAAAUAAUAUAUGAUAUAACUAAUAACAAAUGAAUUUAAAACGGCCAAGCUUACCUCACAUUUUCACGUUGAUAUGAAAUCCCAAAUAAAAUUAAUUAAUUUUAUUUUUUUCUGUUGUCCUUUAGUUUAUAUAGAAUCGUAUUAUGUGACAAUUAUACAAUAACGUUUAGCUGCUGUUUCUAUACAUUCUGUUAUUAUCCUUGUCCUAUAUAAUAUUAACUUUUAUUUUUAAGAUUUAGCUGAUAAUUAAUUAUUAUUGGCUAUAGUAGACAUUUUUAGCAUCAUGACAAUACGUUAAUUGUUGGAAACUAAUACUA
Messenger RNA from Rhopalosiphum maidis (corn leaf aphid), 4445 nucleotides. It is a transcript of the gene Eps-15, whose product is annotated as epidermal growth factor receptor substrate 15-like 1. The record is from RefSeq and is a predicted model, not a curated record. The transcript is spliced from 20 exons. Gene Ontology annotation, biological process: endocytosis; endosomal transport. Bases 196 to 2811 code for a protein of 871 amino acids. Gene Ontology annotation, cellular component: clathrin coat of coated pit; cytoplasm; plasma membrane. Gene Ontology annotation, molecular function: calcium ion binding; protein binding. NCBI's taxonomy places the organism in Eukaryota, Metazoa, Arthropoda, Insecta, Hemiptera, Aphididae.